GACUCUGACAAGUGGCACCCACCUGAAGCCAACCAGCCGGACAAGAAGGCGCGUUUCAGAGCCACUCUUAUGAACAUCAAUACCGCAAUUCGUUCGGGUAUCAACCGCAUGAACAUCCGCCCACCCCGUCCGGCAGACACUGAUGAUGAGGCGGGGCGUUCCUCUCAGCAAGACGCCUCCGCGGAUGGUGUACGUCUGAUCCCCCUGUUGCCUCGCCGUUAUUUAGCCAUUGCCGUCUUUGUAGCAGUAAAAUCACUCAGAGUAGGUAAUCCCCGAUACCGUGUUGGUUUGGCUUUCGGGCAGUUGAUUGGCUCCCUGACUGCAAAGCGAUCAACCAGGCGAUAG
This is a messenger RNA of Dibothriocephalus latus, 345 nucleotides long. NCBI's taxonomy places the organism in Eukaryota, Metazoa, Platyhelminthes, Cestoda, Diphyllobothriidea, Diphyllobothriidae. The record is from the annotation of a GenBank genome assembly.